Messenger RNA from Cottoperca gobio, 1348 nucleotides. Its product is annotated as kinesin-like protein KIN-4B. Lineage: Eukaryota; Metazoa; Chordata; Actinopteri; Perciformes; Bovichtidae. The transcript is spliced from 11 exons. The record is from RefSeq and is a predicted model, not a curated record. The coding region runs from base 165 to 1298 and encodes 377 amino acids.
CCAUCUCCAGCAGAUGUAGUUCCCUGUUCUUGGUGGCUGUUGAGAGGAAGCUUCACCCGGAGGAGGUGGGGUCGGAGGUCUGCCGCAGCAGACUGCAGCUGUUCAGCCUGGCAGGAGGAGCCAGCAGGACUGACCUCAGAGGAGUCAGCCCACUGGUGAAGGUGAUGGAGCAAACGCAAUGUGAAGCCACAACAAGUGACAAGAUCCUCCCUUUCCUCCUUAAUGAUGCCCUAACAGGAAACAACAGGACGGUGCUCGUCUACUGUAUCCAGCCUCAAGGCGUUUUAGAUGACGAAACCCGCUCUGCUUUAGCUUUGGCCCAGAAGGUGAGAAGUUUGGUAACUAUGGCCACUGUUGACCGCUGGUGUCCAAGGGCAACAGAGCAAACGCUGAGAGAAAACAUCGUGGAUCAAAGAGCAGUCAUGAUGUCACGGGGGGAACAUGACGUUCACAACCCCUUCAGGCUCGCAGAGCUGACCCAUAACCUGCAGAUUGUGAAAGAUCAGUCAUGGGAGAAGAGGAGGGAGAAGUCAAAGAAGAUAAAACAGAGUUGUCGGACCCCAAAUAGCAAUGUGCACGGCAGAGAUCACAGAGAGAGUACACACACGAUGAAAUAUUUACAAGCCCAACUGAAACAAGAAAUGGAAGAGCAUAUCAGAGAGGGUAAAGGGAAUAUAGAGAAAGUUCAGGAGCGAGUAACAAGAAUCCAGCAGCUGAGGGAGGCUCUCAGAGAAGAGACACUGAAGAACGGGGCUGCUACAGAGCAAUCUGACCUCUGUCAACAAUCUCAGUUGGAGAACAGCAAAGGGCUGGAGAGGAGGACGCAACUUAAGGAGGACCAUGGGAGAUUAAUUCAGGAGGAGGUGGAGAAGAUGGAGAGGGACUUGGCACAGGAACAGCUACCGACAGAAGGCCCCCAGAGAGAGCUGCUGGUGCUGACCGGAGAGAGGCGGGUCCUUGUGAUGCAGAUGGAGGCGCUGCGUGCCGAGGCCCAGCAGGCUGACAGAGACCUGCAGAAUCAAUAUCAUAAACACCAAACAGAGCUGCAUUGUCUAAGAGAAGAAAGCCUGCAGGUGUUCAGAGCGUUUCGUCAGGUGAGUGAGGAGCAGAGGAGGAUGUCAGAGGACAGAUACAGAAGUGUGCUGCUGGAGGCUGUGCAGGAUGCAGUCUACCUCUCUGCCCAGAACCAGGAGCUGCAGGCUGACAACAAACAACUCCGUAAAGCACUGGGCGAGUUAAAGGAUACGCUAUCUGUGCGAGGUGAUCCUACGGCUGAACCGUCGUCCCAACAACAAUGAAUAUAUGUCUUAAGAAUGUUUAUGAAUCAGUGCGCUUGACGUAAAUCACG